Messenger RNA from Fusarium mangiferae, 1080 nucleotides. RefSeq lists its product as uncharacterized. The transcript has a single exon. NCBI's taxonomy places the organism in Eukaryota, Fungi, Ascomycota, Sordariomycetes, Hypocreales, Nectriaceae. The coding region runs from base 1 to 1080 and encodes 359 amino acids. The record is from RefSeq and is a predicted model, not a curated record.
AUGGCAAACUUUUCCGAUCUCCUCCGGGAGAUCCGAGACAUGAUUUGGGCGCUUGUCCCACGGGAUUACCACCCUGGCGUUCAUAUCUUUGGGCACUACGAUGAGAACCAGAAAGGCAUGGCUGAGGGCCGAUCUAUGGUGCAUGGUAGCCUCUUCAGUGGUAUACUAUCCGAGCCGUCACCCGAUAGAUACUUCAACAACCUGGACAAGGACCGCAAGAACGAGAACAUCUCCACGUAUCUCAUCGACGGUGCAAUGUGGAAUACCUGCAAAGAGUCACGACUUGCCAUCGAAAAGCGUUUCAAGCAGUAUGAGUGGCCUGCUCAUAAACUGUGGUGGCAUUUUCGAAGUGAUCUGAGAGCUUGGAGUGAGUAUCCUUACCACUUGGUGUUUGAGGUGCCUUCAACAGGGCACUUCGAGGGAAGCUCUCCGCACUACUUGACUUGGUUCCCUCACAGAGACCUCUUUAUCUUCCAAUUUGAUAAACUGGACAGUGUCGAUUGGCACUUCGUUGGGUCUCGUCCAACGCGGGGAGGACUCCGGCCGCUGUGGAGAAGACUCCAGCACAUUGCAAUUGAGUAUAACCCUGAGUGGUGGGACGAAGUAUCCGCCUCUCCAUUUCCCUGGGACCGGCCAAAUUUCAGCAAGUUGAUGGAUGCUGCUUUUGAGCUGAAAGAUUGUCAGAAAUUGUGGUUCAUCGAUCGCACUCUCAAAAGGAGAAAGGACGCACCGACUUUCAAGGAGGAGGCUUACUGCCAUACAAGACUUAACGCAUUCUACGCUAGAGAUAGGAAGUUCCUAGAAAUCGAUUGCGGCCUCUGCCCUCCUUUGCGCCCGUGGAGCGCUUGGCGCAGAUGGCGUAUCUCGAGCCCUGAUGAUGGCAUACUGAAGAACUGGGAAUAUGUAAAGCCCGUGGGUGACACAUCGAGUCAAAGUGGCAGUUCGUCGAUUGAUUUUGUGCGGCAGCUGGAAGAGAGUAUCUGCCAAGAGCAUAGCGAUGGGAUCAAAACUCUUGGUUUCGAUUCCCGGGGACGCAAGUUUCAUUGCAGGAUUGGACUUCUUGGCUGGGAGGAAUUGUGA